UAACACUACUGUUAUUAACGAUUUGAGCGGAAGAAAAACAAAAUGGCGUAUAAUGUAAAGCGGAAUUGACGCUGGUCGUUGUUGUAUAUUUUACAUCAUUAACAUAUUAUAGUUUAAGUAUUUUAAUAAGAAUGUGGUAGUAAUCUGAAUCGAAGAUGGAGUUCGAUGAAAUUGUGGUGAAAGAGAGCCCAGGGCUUUGCCGGUGCUGUCUUUCUGAAGGUUGUUAUAAGGACUUGGGAACAGAAUAUACAUGGAUGGACGAGACCGAAGUGUACGCCGAUAUAUUGCUAGAAUGCUUUGAUAUCAGUAUAUCGCAACACAUGGAAGGACCGAAUGGACCAAACCGUCUUAUCUGUGAGGUCUGCAUCACACGUCUUCGUGACGCGUGUAACUUCAAGAAGCAAGUCCUCGAUUCCGAAAAGAAGUUUGUCGACAUGGUCGGUAGGGGCGAGUUCAAGUCAAAGGUAAUAGUUUAUCAGGAACAAAUGAAGUCUGAAAUGAUUGUGGAACCGCAACCAGCUCACGACGCUGAUGUUGAAUAUUUGGACGAGGAAAUUGAUUAUGAUGAUGGAAAUAAAGACGAUUCAAACGAACCUACAGUAUCUGAAGACAUAACAGUUGAUGCGUUACCGAUAAAAGGCAAACGUGGAAGGCCUAAAAAGUCAACCGUCAAACCGGAAAAGAAAAAAUCGAAACUAGAGGAAAAGACUAAACCGAAAAUUGUCAAAGAUAUAAAACAUCGGAAAAUCAAAGGCUGCGAAUCAUCGUCGAUGCGUAGGCGGAAAAAUCUUCAAUUACUUUUCAACAAUACGACGAUAAUUCCGUUCAAAUGGAGGGGAAAAUAUCUGUGUUUCUUUUGCAGUAAGGAUAUAGCACAAUAUUCUGAAUUACGUAAGCACACGAAAUCUCAUGGGAAUUGCUCGAUAGAAGAUCAUUCUCUGAAAGUAUUGAAAGGUGGGCAGAACAUGGAAAUAAAGAUUGAUAUAUCUGAAAUAGGCUGUGAGAUUUGUAAUGAAGAAUUUCCAGCGUUCGACGAUGUUUUAAAUCACCUUUUCGUCAAGCAUAAAUUGGAAUAUGACAAAGAUGUCGAUAUGGCUAUAGAAGAAUAUAAACUUGUUGAUCUCAGCUGUAGUCAGUGUGACGAUAAGUUCACUUACUUCGGUUAUCUCGUCUCUCACAUCAAUAAUAAUCACCCAAAGAACUGUUUGAUAUGUGACAAAUGUAAUCAGAAGUUCAAUAAGAAACGAGAUCUCUUUUCGCACAUGAAGAAUUAUCACCGAGAAGGGGGUUACCCGUGUGACGUAUGUCCUCAGAGUUUCAGCUCACUAAACAUACUAAGGAAACAUAGAAAUAAUAGACAUUUAACGAGAUGCAACAUUUGUCAUUUAAGACUACCUUCAGCGGUUCUCAAACAGAAACAUAUAGAAUUAGAACAUCCGGACAAUGGUUCGUUGCAAUGUGAUAUUUGUUACAAAGACUUCCAUACGAAACAAGGUUUGAAAAUGCACUUGCGGAAAUGUAAGGGAGACAUUUUCGAUAUACCUAUAAAGAAAGAAGAAUACGACGCUAUGGAUUUGGACAGCAGCUAUGAAAACGUAAAACGUCCAAGCGUCAAACAGAUCAGAGAAAAUAUUGUAACAGUCAUAAAUAUGUCUACCGCGAUACCGUUUAAUUUUUAUAAAAAUAAAUUCAAUUGCUUCUAUUGCUCGAAAGAUUUCCCUGAUUCCGAUUUGAUGAGAGAACACACGGUUUUAGAACAUCCAAUAUGUGAUGUCAAAGAGAAAUGUAUAAGAAAAUGCAGGGAAUCGGUUGCAUGCGUUAAAAUAGAUAUUUCAUCUUUAGCGUGUAAGGUUUGUUUCGAAUCGAUGCCUGAUUUGGAGACUCUAUUAGACCAUCUUAUAUCGAAACAUGAGGCUAAUUAUGACAAAUCAAUAACCACGUGUUUGCAGCCUUAUAAAUUGAUCAAAGAUCACAUGGCCUGUCCGAAUUGUCCCAGCGAAGUAUUUAGAUUUUUCGGCACAUUAUUAAAACACAUGAACAACAAACACACGAAUAAUAAUAUUAUCUGCGUUUAUUGUGGACAAACAUUUCGACGGGACCAAAAUUUGAGAGUUCAUAUAUGGAGACAUCACAGAGACGGCAGAUUCAAGUGCAAUAUAUGCGGAGCUGAUUGUAACAUUCCUUCGAGGUUAUAUAUGCACAUGGCUAAUGCACACGGCGUUAAAGCAGCGAAAUGUCCGAAAUGUUCGGAAGCAUUCCCCACACAGUAUCUCAGACAAAAACAUUUAAUAGAAGCACAUGAUUCCGGCCACAAAUGUUCCUACUGUGGUAAAUUAUUCACGCGUAAUUCGUUCAUGCGUGAUCACAUACGAAGGACGCAUUUGAAAGAGAAAAAUGUGGAAUGUUCCAUAUGUAACAUGAAAUUCUUCAAUAAUAUACUUUUGCGUCGUCAUAUGGUGAAACACAGCGGGGAGAAGAAUUUCCAUUGUGACAUUUGUGGGGAAAGAUUCUAUUGGAGGAAGAGUUUACGAACGCAUAUGUCCAGACAUAAUAAGCAUAUUAAUUCUGUAUAAAAAUAUUACAUAAGCAUCGAUUGUCAGGUUCCUUAUUUAAAGAAUCGUUAUUGUACGUCAGGAAACCGAUCGGUUGAGUGACAGCUCGUAUCUUCGAUUCGUAAGCAAAACGAAUCGUUUCCUGAAUAUAGUAACCGGUCAUAUCUAAUGUAAAACACUUUACUGCCAUAAUUUAAGCUUUUCAUGCGUUCUCAUUUAUUUUCUACCA
Messenger RNA from Vanessa tameamea, 2781 nucleotides. Its product is annotated as zinc finger protein 182-like. The transcript is spliced from 5 exons. Gene Ontology annotation, biological process: regulation of transcription by RNA polymerase II. Gene Ontology annotation, cellular component: chromosome; nucleus. Gene Ontology annotation, molecular function: RNA polymerase II cis-regulatory region sequence-specific DNA binding; zinc ion binding; chromatin insulator sequence binding. Lineage: Eukaryota; Metazoa; Arthropoda; Insecta; Lepidoptera; Nymphalidae. The coding region runs from base 156 to 2573 and encodes 805 amino acids. The record is from RefSeq and is a predicted model, not a curated record.